AUAUUUACAGAGACUAAACGAAACAAUUUCUUAGCUUAAUUUAAUAGCUUUCCUUGUCAAUUUGCGUCUCCAUAUGGGCCAUUUAUUCGUUUUAUACAUAUGUACAUAUUGUUUGCGCAACUGUCAAGCAAUGAUAACAGAAUGAGUUUGUUUAAAUAAACAUUAAGUGUUAGGCACCCGUUCAUUAUGUUACUACGCUUGCCCCUGGUGCUAGCGCGCUUUCUGAACAAUGGACGGCUGCGAAUGCUGUUCCUGGGGCUAAUGCUUUUGCUUUUGAUGGGCAUACUGCUAACAUAUAGAUGGCAAACAAAUGUACAGCUCUGCUUCAUUGAGACCGAGCCGGCAGAAUCGGCAUCCAGUGGUCCAGUAACAGAUGGCAAUGCGCCAGUGCCAAGAAUUUUGGACGAUGUGCUAACAACAGAGCCAAAGCCAAUACCUGGACGCAGCAUUUUUUUUCAUGAGACCAGCUGCCAUCGGCCGAAACGCAAAAGACAGCGUCCUGAUUCACAGUACAAUAUGUUGCAGUUGACGGCUCGACAGGCCUGCGCCAUUGAAUCGGCCGCAUUGCACAAUCCGAAUUUUCAAGUUUUUGUCCUAUUUGCUAGUCCCACCUAUCUACAUUAUGGCAACAGCAGCACAGGCGGCAGCAGUGGCUAUCAGCGCCAUCAGUCGAUUAUCGAUGCCAUUCUUAGCUAUAAAAACGUACAUCUACGACAAUUAAAUCUUUGGCGGUAUGCAGCCGGCACGCCCAUUGAGGAAUGGCUAAAGGAUGGACGCCUGUUUCGUUCAAGCUAUCUCUUCUCGCAUAUAUCAGACUUUUUGAGAUUUCUAACUCUAUACCGGUAUGGUGGCAUCUAUUUAGAUAUGGAUGUAGUUAUGCUGCGCAGCAUGGAGGAUGUGCCGCCCAACUAUACUGGCGCCGAAUCAAAUACUCAUUUGGCCGCUGGUGUCAUGAGCCUGGCACCAACUGGCUUUGGCCAUGAGAUUGCCGAGGCGUGUCUGCAGGAUUUCCAAAGGAAUUUCGAUGGCAGUGACUGGGGUAACAAUGGACCUGGUGUUAUAACGCGUGUCGCCCAAAAGAUUUGUGCCACCAAGGACAUUGCACUAAUGCUAGAGGAUCGAAAACGCUGUCGUGGUUUCAAGGUAUUCGAUCGUAAUGCAUUUUACGCCGUACCCUGGAAGCACUGGCGGCACUUCUUCGAACCGCAACUGCUCGAACAGACGAUGGCCCAUACGAAAGACUCGUUUCUGGUGCACGUGUGGAACAAGCACUCCAAGCAAUUGGCCAUCAAGGUUGGUUCGAGUACCGCCUAUGGCAAGUAUGCAGAGCAACAUUGUCCCAGGGCGUAUGCAGCGGCUGGCGACUAUUUCUAGUGAGCCAAUAAAGUUCAACAUGACCAAAGAGUUAGGCAGAAUUAGGUAAGUUAAGUUCAAUUUGUU
Drosophila arizonae is the source of this 1440-nucleotide messenger RNA. It is a transcript of the gene alpha4GT1, whose product is annotated as alpha1,4-galactosyltransferase 1. The record is from RefSeq and is a predicted model, not a curated record. Gene Ontology annotation, molecular function: alpha-1,4-N-acetylgalactosaminyltransferase activity. NCBI's taxonomy places the organism in Eukaryota, Metazoa, Arthropoda, Insecta, Diptera, Drosophilidae. Gene Ontology annotation, biological process: glycosphingolipid biosynthetic process.